Molecule: messenger RNA, 1161 nt
Organism: Ipomoea nil (Japanese morning glory)
Lineage: Eukaryota; Viridiplantae; Streptophyta; Magnoliopsida; Solanales; Convolvulaceae
Exons: 1
Coding region: 1-1161 (386 amino acids)
Molecular function (GO): RNA-DNA hybrid ribonuclease activity; nucleic acid binding
Source: RefSeq, a predicted model, not a curated record
AUGAAUCCAAGAUUUUAUCAACAUUUUUGGGAUCUUGUUGGAGGGGAUGUAUCUAGUUUUGUGAUAAAAUGCUUGAACACCCGUGUUUUCCCAGAAAAAUUGAAUGAUACUGAUGUGGUUUUGAUCCCGAAAAAGUGUGUGCCGGAGACGGUAGCAGAUAUGAGACCAAUUGCAUUGAGUAAUGUUCUUUACAGAAUUAUGGCCAAGAUGAUAGCGAACAUGAUGAAAUCACUCAUGGCCAAGAGUGUUCCACAUAUUUUAUCAGAUUUAUUAGUCCCUGAGGAUGUAACUCGGAUAUCUAGAAUUCCUGUUAGCCCUGAUUAUGAAGACUCGUGCUAUUGGUUCAGUGAUCCAAAAGGAAUUUAUACGGUAAAGAAGGCAUACAGGCAAGUUGUUGGAAAUAUAGAAUAUAACCCCACGAAUUUUGGUAAAUGGAUUACAUUGUGGAAGUUAAAAGUGCCGCCCAAAUGGAAAACUUUCUUGUGGAGAGCUGUGUGUGAUAUUUUGCCCACAACUACUAAUUUGCUUAUGAAGAGGGUAGAAGUGGACCCUGUAUGCCCGAUGUGUGGUUUGAUUCAUGAGGAUGUCAUGCAUACGCUUAUAUCUUGUGAUUAUUCUAAAAUUGUUUGGACUAUUUCUGGAUUGCCUGUCACGAAUGUUAUUACACAUUCAUUACCAUUCUGGCUUACUGGAAUUUUGGACAUGUUAACAGAGGAACAAUGCGGCCUUGUUGUCGCUGUGCUAUACCACGUGUGGGCUGCCCGGAAUAUGGCAGUGUGGGAAGGAGCUCUACCACGACCGGAGCAAACAUGGAGACGUGCGGCAACGACUUAUCAGGCCUACUGCCAAGUCCACCAUUGUUCCCGACAACCGGUGCAGCAGCCGACAUCCCUCCCCGGUGGACUGGAAGCAAGGCCAAGGUGUUUCUUCAAUGCAGGCUUCAAUCACCAAAUCGGCACUGCCACGUACGGAGCCGUCCUAGUCUCACACGACGGAGCGUUUCUAGCAGCAACGAACAACCAUCUUGCAACUUCUCAUUCACCACUCAUGGCUGAGGCACUAGCUUGCAAGGAAGCCCUAUCUUGGAUUAUGGCACGGGGCGUUUGGCAGUGUUGUCGAAGCCCUACAAAUUUAAUACUGGCUCACUCCACUAAUUUGUAG